Messenger RNA from Tribolium madens (black flour beetle), 937 nucleotides. RefSeq names its product leucine-rich repeat transmembrane neuronal protein 4-like. The transcript is spliced from 2 exons. Bases 60 to 923 code for a protein of 287 amino acids. The record is from RefSeq and is a predicted model, not a curated record. Gene Ontology annotation, molecular function: protein binding. NCBI's taxonomy places the organism in Eukaryota, Metazoa, Arthropoda, Insecta, Coleoptera, Tenebrionidae. Gene Ontology annotation, cellular component: extracellular matrix.
CAAUUAUUUAGCGAUAAAUCCUGUGUUUAUAACUAUUUGACUCUGAUUAAUAUUAUAAAAUGAAUAUUCUCCUGCUGUUUGUGCUGCUUGUGUGCUACUUUGGUUCCUCGUCUCAAAAAUGCAUUUUAACCGUAGCAACAACCGAAUGCGACACUGCAAAUUUUUCCCGUGGACAUCCUGUGAAGUUGAAUUCUUAUCGAAACUUUGUGCAGUUCAAGGGAGCUAAUAUUGAGGAGAUCCCGUCAGGGACAUUUCGGUUGUUACCCGAAGUCAGCAGUCUUUACUUAAGUUUUAACACAAUUAAAAAGUUAGAGCCUGGGUCGUUCGAAGGUUUACCAAAACUGAAUCAACUGAUCCUGAAUCACAAUAGUUUAGAAGUCAUCGUUAAUGGAGUGUUUCGCGACUGCACCAAUCUGAAAAUGCUUGAUUUAGGAGCGAAUAAAAUUAAAACCAUAGAAAGGAGCGCUUUUAGCGAUCUCAUAAACUUGGAAGAAAUUGUCCUGUCGUUCAAUCAGUUAGAAAGUGUUCCUGAAAGCAUCGCCGUUUUAGUCAAAGUUAAAAAAAUAGAUUUGUCUAAUAAUAAAAUCAAGUCUAUCGAGUCGAACGUUUUCACAAAGUUAAAUUCUUUGGAAGUUUUAAGUUUGGAAAGUAAUAAAAUUCGGUACGUUCAAGACGAUGCAUUCAAGGGUUUGAACAAGCUUCAGGAAAUUAAUCUGAAAGACAACUAUCUGUCGAAUUUAAACGCUGCCAAUCUUAUAAAUAACUUGAAGUCGCUGAAAACAAUAAAACUUAGUAUAAAUGAUUUUGUCUGUAAGACAUUGAAGGCCAUUAUCGACGAAUUCGAGGCAAGAAAUAUCAAAGUGACACGAGGAGUUUCAAAAGCGGACGUUACUAUAAAUGGAAUCGCUUGUAAACUGCAAUAAAUUUUUGCAUCAUU